Molecule: messenger RNA, 3690 nt
Organism: Spea bombifrons (plains spadefoot toad)
Lineage: Eukaryota; Metazoa; Chordata; Amphibia; Anura; Pelobatidae
Exons: 23
Coding region: 18-2963 (981 amino acids)
Source: RefSeq, a predicted model, not a curated record
GCAGCAUAUACUUGUCUAUGAAGUUGCAAAAUCACUGCGGGACAAUGGAGCCUUCUGCCAAGAAAGCAAAAAUUCAACCAUCUUCUAAGAAAAUCAUCAUUCGUCUGUGUGAUGCAUUCAUUCGUACGGAUGGAAAUAUUAUUUGCCCGGUCAUUAAGGCAGAAAACUCCAUUCGGGUUUUGUACAAACUUGAAAAAGGAUCUUUACUAAAAAUUCUGCAGGAUGUUGGAAGGCAAAAUGAACUGAUUUAUCAAGACAUCGAGCUGAAGUCUGUCACUGAUAAUAGAAAGAUACAGGGCAAUCUGUUUAUUGAGUAUUUGGCUUCAAAGAGCAUCAACUUGGAACUGAAUAAAUACAAAGAAGAAUUAUUAUCUAAACUAACUGAGAUCUCUAAUGUAAAAGACAUUUUAAUUCAUAAUGUCGAAGACAAAAGCAAAAUGAUUCCACAGCCAAUCAUCUCAGACUCUGAUUUUGAAAUGCACAAAUUGGAAUUAUGCUCCAAACGCCUCUCUGAAAUGUCAGAGGAAUCUACAGCAAGACCCGAUCUGGUUAUCGCAGCAGAUAACAUCAAGUCUCAAUUAGAAGAUUUGAAAGACCACUACACCAGAUUUGCAAUACUUUCACAGAAUGGAAAAGGAAAGAGUUUCAUACUUAACCUACUUAUGCUGCUGACAGCUGACAACGAGGAUGAAUAUCGUGAAAAUAAUGCAAAUUUAAAACUACCGGAGGAUAUUCCACAAAAUACAACGUUGGAAAGUUUAUCUGAAAUUCAUUUAACUAAUCUUCCAGACGUGGUAAAAGGCUAUGUUAAAAGCAUUCUAGAGAAAAAGCAAGACACAAACCAAGACACAAACCAAGACUUCCAUACUGUAGUCACCCCUGUUUGUCAGCUGCUUAACUCUGAUUUAGAGACCGGUACCUCAUCAGCAUCGUUCUCAGAUAUAAGCAAAUAUUUUUCCGAAAAGAAAGGGCUUGAUAUAGAACCCUACAUUCUUCCUCAGAAAGCAAUGCUAGGAAGCUAUGAAUCUACUACAAAGUGCAUCAUUCACCUAAGGUAUGGCACUGUUUACCAAAUGAGAGUGGACUAUUUUGAAGAAAAAGAACUUCAAAAUCAACUUUUUGAGCUGGUGACAUUAAAUGAAAAAGAAACAUCAAGUGACAUGAAUGAAGACAUAAAAGAAAAAGCCAUUGAAUGUCUUAAGGCCAGAUUCGAAAUUCUAACUCAGCAAAACAUCUCAGAAAAUGCAGAGUUGCUGGAAAGUUUAAGCUCCCCUGAAGAUAUUAAGCUUUCUGAAGAAGUCCAGCAAUUCGCAGGAAAAACAGAGUUAUACUUUGGUAAAGGAAACAAUUCAGCACAGGACCGCCUGGCUUUGAAGGAUGUUCUUAAAACAUUUACACCUUCUCAAGAUGACAAUUUUGAGCAAUAUCAAAGAAAAAUUGCUGCCGUGAAGAAAAUUGUGGUCUAUCUGCCCAGCAAAAUAUUACAUGGUGGAAAAGAGAUUCUAGAAAUGCCAGGGACCGAUGAUUCUGAUCCAAUGGCUACGCAUUCUAUCAAGAAUGCCCUGGAAGAUGUGGAUGCUGUAAUCCUUAUUUCUGACUUUUCUUUCAAAAUUGUGGAAAAAGAAGUAAAAGAUAUGUUAACCGAAUCUACAUUUCUCUCAAAGUUUUUGAGUAACCCUAAUGACUACAAACUUAUGCUUCUUUCAUAUCCAGAAAAGAACCAAGGGUUCCAAUAUAGAAAAGAUAGUAGUCGUCAAAUAAUAAAACUGGAACAGGAGGAGCAGAAGAAAAGGAAAGAAGAAUUAAAAAUGAUGACCAAACUGAUAAGGAUGGACGCAAUAUCUGAAGACAUAGAAAGAAAUAUCAUUACUUCCUACAUACUACCUGUGCUGCACACGUCGAUCCUUUCGCAACCGGGACCAGAACAUGAAGUGCUCACCAAACACGAUAUUUUUUUACGCCGUACUGGAAUUCUCAAUCUCAUCAAUCUCAGUAAUGAAUAUGUUGCAUCAAAACACAGGUCUACCUAUGAUGACGUCUAUACUGAACUUUCUCGCUUUAAAGAUGAAAUAACUGAAGGGAUGACUGCAGAAGAUGCCAAGUGCAUACUAAAUUUGUUAAGCAACAAGGAGGUAAAAAAAAUCCGUGAACCAGAACUUACUCGUAAAAACGAACAUUUGUUGAUUGACCUCAAGAAAGAACUAGACAAUUUGCUAAACAUGUGGGUAACUAAAGAGGUAACUAAAAUGUUACAAGAAACCAUAGAACACGCAAAGGAAAAGUGGGAAAAAGAAAAGCAUAAAGUCACGUCCAUUUCACUUUAUAACCCAUACUUUUAUGGCAAAAAUCCUACAGCUAAGGUGCGCUUAUUCAAUGUUUUUUUUGAUUCGCCGGUAAAGGAGGAAAUAUUUUCUAUGAUUAAAGAUAAAAUUGAACUCUGUCUCCAGAAAUAUAAGGAGAAAACAAUUUUGCUGUUCACCGAAGAGUUAAAUAGCCUGUUGACAAUUGAAGAAAAGCCCACUGUGUCUUCAGAUUUCGUUGGAAAAAUCAUUAACAGCCAAUUGGACGAUGCCCUAAAGUGGUAUGAAGGUAAUAUAAAGCGCCCAUUCAAUAUAAAGACAAUGACAAAAAUGUUUCAAGAAAGCCAACGAAUCAGUCUGAAAGACAAAAUAUUGAUACCAAACUUUAAAAAAUGCUCGUUAGAAGAGGCAAAAUCUAAGGCAAAGAGAUCAAUGUCAACCUGCAUAUUAGGAGUGGCAAACUAUUUUUUUUACAGACUGUUAAAGCUGCAUAACUACAGAUGGAAAAGCCUGGAGUCCAAGCUUAAAAUGUCUAAUGGAACACCUAAGGCUUAUCAGCAACUGGUGCAGCGUAUCAAGCUACUGGCUAAAGAGAAGGAUGGACAGGACUAUAAGGAACAAGUGUCAGCACUGAGUGAAAUGAUGAAGGUGAAAUUCGAUUAAUCCUCUGGCAUUGCAGAAAAUCCAGCACCUUUCCUGUCGAAUAAUAUAGAAAGAUUAUAUUUGGGAGAAAUAUGUCAAAAAUAUUUUCUGACUUUUUCUUUUGCAAACAUUUUAGCAUUUCUCAAAAUAAUGCAACAAAUUUCUUUGUAUAGAACAUUUCCAUGGUGCAAAUAAUUAUAAUUUUGUGUAUGCAGUUAUUACUCUAAACUUACAUUGGUGUUAGUGCUUCCAAUAUAAUCAAUUAAUAAUAAUCAAUUUAUCAAUGAUCAAUUUGUAUCACGCUAUUGAAUUAAUUAGAAGUGAUGUAGUGACUGAGGUUCAAAAAGCAACAAAUAUAUAAUUUAGCGUUAUUCACUUCCAAGCUGUUGUUCCAAAAUGUAUGGGCCCAGGACGUAAUAUAUUACAUCCUCUGCUGCGAUAACUGAUCACGGAUAAUUGUAGCUUGAAGACCCAAUCAUACGCACAAUGCCUUUGGCAGCGAUCACUGCCUCUCUUCUUCACAAUAAUCAUGAGGCGGAGAAAAGUCAAGAAGAAAGCUGGAGUGAUCUGUUUUCUAUAAAUUUGUAUUUUUAGCUGCUUGAUCAACAGGCGUUGUAUAGAUCCCCUUUUUUUAUACCUAAAGGCUGAAUUUUGUAACACUUAAGGUAGGGAGGAUAAGUGAUAGAGGGGUAUAUCUUAGUGCUUUGGGCUAACAGUAAUAUAAAAAUAAACACAAAAAAAUGAAAAA